AUGCGGGGCGUGGUGGUGGUGGUGGCGGCGCUGCUGCUGGGGGCGGCGGCGGCGCGGCACCGGGACGCGGCGACGGCGGCGGGCGCCGUGCGGGGGUACCGCGCCCCCGGCGCCCCGCACCACUACGCCUACCUCGGCGUGCCCUACGCCCGCCCGCCCGCGGCCCACCGCCGCUUCGAGGCGCCGGAGCCGGUGGCGUCGUGGAGCGGGCUGUUCGAGGCGACGCACCGCGUGCGCUGCCGACAGCCGGGCGGCGGCGGCGACAACUGCCUGGUGGUGAACGUGUUCACGCCGGCGCGGGCGCGCGCGCUGCCGGUGCUCGUGCACGUGCACGGCGGGGGUUUCCUGAAGGGCUGGGGAUUUCAUGACGCUCCGUCACGACUCAUACGUCAAGCUAUUGUAGUGGUAUCGUUCAACUAUCGUCUGGGCGCCUUCGGUUUCCUUUGCCUGGGCACCAGGAGUAUUCCGGGCAACGUCGGCCUGAAGGACCAGGUGGCGGCGUUACAGUGGGUAAAGCGAAACAUCGCAAGUUUCGGGGGCGACCCGUCGGAGGUGACGGUGUACGGCACGGGGUCCGGCGCCGCGUGCGUCGAGCUACUGGUGCUCGCCGGCGCCGCUGGAAACCUUUUCAAAAGAGCUAUAUUAGAGAACGGCUCCGCUCUUUCCCCGUCGACCAUGUCGCGUGACCCUCUGACGGCCGCGUACGACUCGGCACGGGCUCUCGGUUACGGCUGCGACCGCAUAAGGAAGGAGCUAGAAAAAUUCUACUCGAACCUUUCACCGGGUCAGCUGUCGAACUUGUCGAGGAUAUUCGUUCCUUGCGUUGAAAGAGUUUCGAGCCGGAGUCUGUUACACGAGGAUCCGUGGGAAGUUGUCAAAGAGGGUAAAUUCCAUCAUGUAUCGAUGAUGAUGGUGUACGGGAUGGCGGAGGAGACGGCGUUGAUCGUGGAGGAGGAGGGCGUGUACAAACCACCGGAGGAUUUCAGUGACUUGAUUCCCCACAACAUUGAAGUUGACUCAACGGAUCACAGAGAUGUGAUCACUAAGUUUAUUAAAGAGUUUUAUUUUGAAGAAAACACCAUGAACAGUAAUUCAGUUGAAUCCUACGUUGAUUAUGUAAAUGACAUAUUUCUACGAUAUCCUCUGGUGAAGUCAGCCGUGCACCAUGCGUUCGGAAGCAACUUGACAAUAUAUUUAAUGAACUUUUCGUUCAAGAGCAGAGGCCCAAACUUGAGUACAAACAAAAAAAAAGGAACUCAAUAUCAGAGUGUUUUACAUUUUCUGUCAAAGGAUACAUUGGAUGAAGAUGAGUCUGUUGCUGUAGCAUUAACAACCUUAUGGAGUAACUUUAUUAAAUUAGGUGACCCAACUCCGUUAACCACAUCGGAGACACCAGUCAUCUGGCAGCCUGUGCUCCCACUGACACUGAACGGCGCCCCGCUCUUACGAGACACAAGGUGUCUCAAAUUCAGUGGAAAUAUGAUCAACACAAAGCUCAACUGCCCGCAACUUCUCUUCUGGGACCGAGUUUACAAUCAUUUCUAUACAAUUAACCAUGAAUGACUUUAUAACACAUAACAAAGAUUGUACAAUUGUUCAUUUCCCCAAAAGAAAUAGGUCAUGCU
Molecule: messenger RNA, 1625 nt
Organism: Aricia agestis (brown argus)
Lineage: Eukaryota; Metazoa; Arthropoda; Insecta; Lepidoptera; Lycaenidae
Product: esterase FE4-like
Exons: 4
Coding region: 1-1563 (520 amino acids)
Source: RefSeq, a predicted model, not a curated record